CGAUCCUUUGGUUCACCUUGUAACGUGACGUGUAACGCGUCGUGUUCCCAAUUCGUCCAUGCCAUGGAAUGUUGCGAUGCUGUCUGUCGACCGUCCGAGUGUUGGGCGGCGUCGACGGAGCUCAAAGAAUCAGGUUUUUAGUUUUGGUUUCAUAAUAUCAAACGCGUGACCUUGACCGUCGUUCAAUUUUAGGUUACUGUCUUCUGCUAGCGCCCAUGUCCAAGAAUGCUUGCACCGCAGUACCGGGACUCAGAACAAGAGCAAGCAAUCUCUCAUGACAUCAGAAGAUCCUCAGGAGUCUGGCCCGUCCAAUAGCACUCGCGCUAUAAGUGCUCUCCGGAAAAUCCUGACGUCCUCUACCCUGCUUCCAGACCCUUCCAGGAGGCCGACACCCAAUACUAUUCAUUCUUUUUACAUCUCAGCAAAAGCACGGGGCCAAUUGUCGCAGCUCGACUCAGGAAUGCUUAGCGCUUUAAUUGGUCUUUUUGGGUCCUUGUCUGUUGACUCGACAAGAACAUGUGUGUAUACUAGUCCACUCCUUCCUUAUGUGAAAGAUAGUCCUGUAUCUCGUGACUACUGGGCAUUUGUGAAGGAGGUUGUAUCAUUCAAGCGCCAGAGGGGCAUGGCACUGGCGCAUUCAGAUAGAUAUUGGAUGAUGCGAGCGGAGUUGGCGAGCCUUUCCCCCUCUAAAGAUGGCCAGCCCGGUUACACCCACAAAUUUGAUCGCACUCUGUUCCGCGCCCGAAAACAAUACCUCCACUUUUCUCGACACGUUUUCGAUCCAGAUGUUCACGUUCCAUAUUUGACAGCACUUUUGUCGAGCACGGACCCUCUUCACAAGCAGUGGGCCAUUGAUGCGAUAACCAGCAUCCUUCUCACUCAUCCAUUUCUUCAUGCGAAAGUUAUGAAAGUGUUACUGGGGAUAGUUCAUGACACUGACACCGCGCUUUUGGAAUCUAUCCUAUCAGCCAUUUCAAUCCGGGUCACUCAUUUUCCGUCGCCAUGUGGGGGCACUGCGGGGGCUUCUAUAUCUGUACCUGUUGAUGCUACCACUUUCACAUCCGCUCUCUCGGUAUUUCCGUUGCCCAUACCAAGUCCCUCCCCCCAUAUGAAAGCCAUUACGGAGUUGCUGCACGAGGCAUUUUCAUCCAACGUUCCACUAGUCCAUCGGCGAAGCAAUCUCCUUCUGUGUUCGCUGCUGUAUAGCUGCAACGGCAGUGGAAUUGCUAUUUCAUCGCUUGAUUUUCCUUUGGAUGGAUAUGCAUCCUUAUGGCAGACCCUGUUUGCCCUUGCGAUUCUCGAAGAGGUUACGCGAGCCGCGGGUCCAGCCCUUCUUCACGAUCGUGCUCUCCGCGGACGUAUUCAAGAGAUGAUACGUUCUCUUCAUGAGUCCUGGCUGCACCUCAUGUCUAAUGAAUCACCCCCCACCCUCAUUUCACGUGCUGUUACGACUUCUCUUUUUCGCCUCUCUGGUGCAGUAGUGGAUCCGAAGCUAUUUGCAGCGUACCUGGAGUCGAGUAUAAACUUCGGACUUUGGACCGGCGAUUCUUCGGACACCGUAGAGGGACCCCAAUUAGCAGCAAUGGCAGCGAUGCAUCUUGCUACAUUGAUGCAAGUCCGUGGGUGUGGAGCGGAAUUCAUCAUGAAGACGUUGAGUUCCUACUCGACUGACGUGCAACAACAAAGUGUUGUAAUGUCUGCGGCUGUCAAGGACCUCAUUCAUCGUAAUGUUGAGCUCGCCCACGCAUUGUACAACAUCGCUGUCCGCAGUGGACGAGACAUCGAUGUCGAUACCGCAUAUCUUCUAGCUAGGGCACUCCCACCUGUUCAUGCUGUGGGGUUUCUUAAGCAUGAACGAUUUUCUCGAAUACAAGUGGGAGGCCUCCUGAGCAGUAUUGCUCGUUUUCUCAAGGAGACGAGGAAUGAACAUUAUGACACUGAUCUGAUCGAUGACAUUGGGAUUUCCCUCCGCAAACUCUACUCGAUCUCUCCUCCUCCCAUUCACUUCCGUGGGCAUCUUCAGCUUCUUCUAGCCGAGCUAUGCACUCGGGGCAGUGGGUUCCAGACUACGGCUAUUAUUGCUAACGUCAUCAAAUUCUACCCGGCCUUCUUUCAAUUCUCGUUCUUGUUGCGGCUAGUUUACCUCUUUUUGCGCCGCAGGCAAUUCCGCUGCGCGUUGCGAAUCCAGAAAAUUUUAGUUGGCACACACCGGGGAUGUGUUCCUAACCUUCGUCACAUGGUCAAUACACGCCUCGGUGUGACAGCUAGUGGACGCAUAUCCACGAAUAUUUUUAUCACAGGGCGCAAGUCGCAUACCCUAUUUCGAGGUGGCUGUUUCUGGGCAGCGGGGACUUUAUUCAAGAGCGGUAUGAGCAGUGGCCCGGUAUACAACAGAGUUCUGCAAGGUUUAAUAUACGCUAGGCGACCGCAUGCUGCAAAGGUCGCUUUCAGUCGUGUUGCAAGCAAGGUGGACACCAAAAGCCGGACGAUCCUAGGCAACACGCUUUUGCACGGUGUCGUUACACGUCCGGUCCCGAGAAACGGCAGGCGUGUCCGGAAGCUCUUGGGACUCCUCGACAACCUCGUGAAGUACGAGCAGUUUGCGCCCGACAGGAUAACUGUCAAUAUCAUCCUGAAGGCGUUGAUAGUCUGGAGGACUGCAUUCGAUCAUCAACAUUUACGUGCGCUGUUCGACCACAUGGUUCGUGGUGGAUACCCCGCAGGGAUUCACUCUCCUUCCCAUCCGCCCUUCAGCACUCCGCUUCUGCGCACCAGUGGAACACUCACGCUGUCGAAGCUUCCACCUUACAUAUCGUUUGAGAAGCAUGCGAAGCCGAUGCUCAAGAUGUUUAUCAAGGCAUUUUAUCUACGGAAUGAUGUAGAGGCUGCGCGUACGGUAGUAGAGAUUUUGAAGAUCGAGCAGAAGAAGACUACAUUGCAGAGAGAGCGACGGUCAGUGGCGCGUUUGAGAGGGUGGAUGGAGGCCGAAAAUAAUACGGGCCGCAGGGAUCACACGAGUCAUGUUCAUAAUGAUAGAUCAUAAUAGACUUUAGUUGCCACUAUGGAGAGGCACUGUUGAAAAAAUUUCCGUC
Molecule: messenger RNA, 3092 nt
Organism: Suillus plorans
Lineage: Eukaryota; Fungi; Basidiomycota; Agaricomycetes; Boletales; Suillaceae
Exons: 2
Coding region: 275-3043 (922 amino acids)
Source: RefSeq, a predicted model, not a curated record